AUGGGGAGGUACGACGGCGGGAAGGAGGCGGCGGACACGCAGCUGGGUUACCCGCUGGUGGCGGUGUGCAUCGACAAGGACAAGAACAGCCAGAACGCGCUCAAGUGGGCCAUCGACACCAUCGUGGGGAAGGGCCAGACCAUCGUGCUCGUCCACGUCAACACCAAGGGCGUCUCCGGCGGCGUGGAGGACGCCGCCGGGUUCAAGCAGCCCACCGACCCUCACCUCAAGGAGCUCUUCCUCCCGUUCCGAUGCUUCUGCACCCGCAAAGACAUCCAGUGCAAGGACGUGGUGCUCGACGACAAUGACGUCGCCAAGUCCAUCAUCGAGUUCUCCGCCCACGGCGCCAUCGAGAAGCUCGUCGUCGGCGCCUGCACGCGCGGCGGCUUCGUCCGGUUCAAGGCCGACAUCCCGACCACCAUCUGCAAGGGCGCGCCGGACUUCUGCACCGUGUACGUGAUCAACAAGGGCAACAAGGUCUCGUCGCAGCGCAACUCCAUCCGCCAGGCGCCGCGCGUGUCCCCGCUCCGGUCGCAGAUCCAGAACCUCAGUAACGCGGCGGCCGCGAAGCCGCCGGAGCCAGCGUUGCCGGUGCCAGCGAACCAGAGGUGGUCGACGUCGUCCAGGGGCAGCGACCACGGGGAGACGCCCAAGGUAGACAGCUACAUCCGUUCGCCGUUCGCGCGCGGGUCCAUGGGGCCAACAAGGAAGUCGUACGCCGACCUGAGCCACAUGCCGAUGCCGGACUCGGCGGACAUUUCCUUCGUCAGCAAUGGGCGCCGAAGCACGGUAGACUCGUCGGAUAUAUCCUUCAUUAGCAGCAGCGGCGGUGGCGGUGGCCGCCGGAGCGUCGACCAUUACCAGCAGUCGGCGCCGCGGAUGUCCAACGGUUCGUCCAUCGACUGCUACGACCACAGCUUCGAAAUGCGGACGCCGAGCAAAUGGGGCGACUCCUUCCCCGGCGGUGGCGCCAACGACCUAUUGUCCUUCUCGCAGACCAGCACCUCCUCCUUCUCCUCCAUCGGCAUGGACGACGUGGAGUCCGAGAUGAAGCGGCUGCGGCUGGAGCUGAAGCAGACCAUGGACAUGUACAGCACCGCGUGCAAGGAGGCGCUGAACGCGAAGCAGAAGGCCACGGAGCUGCAGCGGUGGAAGGCGGAGGAGGAGCAGAAGAGGCAGGACCAGAACAUCACGGAGGAGUCUGCGAUUCAGAUGAUCGAGCGGGAGAAAGCCAAGGCGAAGGCGGCCAUGGAGGCGGCCGAGGCGUCGCAGCGGAUCGCCGAGAUGGAGGUGCAGAAGCGGAUCAGCGCGGAGAAGAAAUUGCUCAAGGAAGCCGAGGACCGCAAGCACCGCGGCAAUGGCGGCGGCGGCGAGAUCCGGUACCGCCGGUACACCAUCGAGGAGAUUGAGCACGCGACGGGGAACUUCGACGACGCGCGCAAGAUAGGUGAGGGGGGCUACGGUCCCGUGUACCGGGGCCAUCUCGACCACACGCAGGUCGCCAUCAAGGUGCUCCGGCCCGACGCGGCGCAGGGGAGGUCGCAGUUCCAGCAGGAGGUGGAGGUGCUGAGCUGCAUCCGGCACCCGAACAUGGUGCUCCUUCUCGGCGCCUGCCCGGAGUACGGCUGCCUUGUGUACGAAUACAUGGCGAACGGAAGCCUGGACGACUGUCUCUUCCGUCGCGGCGGCGCCACCGGCGGGCCUGUCAUCCCGUGGCAGCACCGGUUCCGCAUCUGCGCGGAGAUCGCAACGGGACUCCUGUUCCUGCACCAGAAGAAGCCGGAGCCGCUUGUGCACCGUGACCUCAAGCCCGGGAACAUCCUGCUCGACAGGAACUACGUGAGCAAGAUCAGCGACGUCGGGCUGGCGCGGCUGGUGCCGUCGAACGUGGCGGACAGCGUGACACAGUACCGGAUGACAUCGACGGCGGGGACAUUCUGCUACAUCGACCCGGAGUACCAGCAGACAGGGAUGCUGGGAACCAAAUCGGACGUGUACUCGCUGGGGGUGAUGCUGUUGCAGAUCAUCACGGCGAAGCCGCCCAUGGGGCUGUCGCACCACGUCGGGCGCGCGCUGGAGCGGGGCUCUCUGGCAGACCUGCUCGACCCGGCCGUGACGGACUGGCCGGUGGAGGAGGCGCAGUGCCUCGCGGAGAUGGCGAUCCGGUGCUGCGAGCUCCGGCGCAAGGACCGGCCCGACCUCGGCAACGUCGUGCUCCCUGAGCUCGACCGCCUGCGCGCUCUCGGCGAGGACAACAUGGAGUUUUGCGGCACCAUCCGGGGAGGUGGCGGCGGAGGCAUGUACAGCUCGGCGUACCAUAGCAACGUCACAGCGUCACGCGCCGCCGAUGUGGUGAACGAUUCAUACCCCAUGAGGUCCGUAUUCAGCUCAAGACCGAGCGAAUCACCCAUGCCUCCAAGACGAUGA
This is a messenger RNA of Lolium rigidum, 2427 nucleotides long. Its product is annotated as U-box domain-containing protein 52-like. Gene Ontology annotation, biological process: protein phosphorylation. Gene Ontology annotation, molecular function: ATP binding; protein kinase activity. Bases 1 to 2427 code for a protein of 808 amino acids. The record is from RefSeq and is a predicted model, not a curated record. Lineage: Eukaryota; Viridiplantae; Streptophyta; Magnoliopsida; Poales; Poaceae. The transcript is spliced from 2 exons.